Hyalella azteca is the source of this 656-nucleotide messenger RNA. RefSeq names its product probable ribosome biogenesis protein RLP24 (gene RpL24-like). NCBI's taxonomy places the organism in Eukaryota, Metazoa, Arthropoda, Malacostraca, Amphipoda, Hyalellidae. The record is from RefSeq and is a predicted model, not a curated record. Gene Ontology annotation, biological process: ribosomal large subunit biogenesis. Gene Ontology annotation, cellular component: nucleolus.
UUCUGCACCUCAAAAUGCCGCAAAAACUUCCAACACAAGAGGAAUCCCCGCAAGGCCAGAUGGACUAAGUCAUUCAGAAAACUUAAUGGGAAAGAACUCACAAGUGAUGCCACAUUUGAAUUUGAGCGGAGACGCAAUAUUCCUAUUAAAUAUAACAGAGAGAAGUGGUCUACAGUUGUGAGCAAUCUCGAAACGAUUGCCAGCAUUCGACACAAACGCGAGUCUAAGGUGGUUUUGGAUCGUCUUAAGGUUGACAAGAAGGUGAAGCUGGCGCAAGCCAAGUUCUUGGUCCGCAAGCACAUCGCCGUCAUCAAAUCUCCUGCAGCCGGCCUCAAGCUGGCAAAGAAAGUCACGAAGAAGGACACAGAGGAAGAGAUGGACGAGGUUGAGCCCAAGAAGCAAGCAGAGCUUCGUACCAAUGCUGAGACGCUCCUGGACGACGAGGAUGACGUUAUAGUUCGUCAACACAAAGCAAAGAAGAGCAGCAAGAAGAACGUCCAGUUCGAGGAUGAUGAUGAAGAAGAAGAAGUCUCAGCACAAGCUGGUGAGAAAAGGAAGAUCUUGGAAAACAUGGAUGUGGAUGAAGAUUCUGAUAACAGGGAGGACGAAGAAGAGGAAAGUGAUGAUGAAUAAAUAUCUAACAAAUUUCGACGUAA